Messenger RNA from Ficedula albicollis (Collared flycatcher), 2559 nucleotides. It is a transcript of the gene PATL1, whose product is annotated as protein associated with topoisomerase II homolog 1 (yeast). The annotation marks the transcript as partial. Gene Ontology annotation, biological process: deadenylation-dependent decapping of nuclear-transcribed mRNA; P-body assembly. The record is from RefSeq and is a predicted model, not a curated record. The transcript has 18 exons. Gene Ontology annotation, cellular component: P-body. Lineage: Eukaryota; Metazoa; Chordata; Aves; Passeriformes; Muscicapidae. Gene Ontology annotation, molecular function: RNA binding.
CCCUGUUCCCGGCUGUCCCAGUCCCUGGAGGACUGCCCACUGGACGAGGAUGAAGAUGCCUUCCAGGCCCUGGGGGAGGAGGACGAAGACAUCGACCAGUUCAACGAUGACACCUUCGGGGCCGGGGCCGUCGAUGACGACUGGCAGGAGGCCCACGAGCGGCUGGCGGAGCUGGAGGACAAGGCCGGGCUGAGCCGGGAGCCGGACGGGCCCGUUGGGAAUGACGGGGACGUUCUGGGCGACCCCGAGGACGCGCUGGCCGAGCGGCUCACGCGCCUCGUCAUCGACAGCGAGCUGGAGGACCCGGCCAUCAUGCAGGCCGUGCACACCAGGGAUCCCCCGCAGCAGCCUGGAGGGCUGAAUUCCAGCAUCUGGGACAGCUCGGCCGUGCUGCGGCGGAUCCGGGGGCCGCUCCUCGCUCAGGACAUGCCAUCGGUGUCCGUGCUGGAUUAUGCCCUGCCCCAGAGGCCUCCGCAGGCUCGGGAUGAGGAGCGGGAUCCAUCGGAGCGGGCGCUGCCCCGGCGCUCCUCGUCCCCCAUCAUCGGGAGCCCCCCAGUGCGGGCCGUUCCCAUUGGCACCCCCCCCAAACAGGCCGCCAUCCCAAACUUCAACCAGCAGAUCCUGUGUCCCAAGCCUGUCCACAUCCGAGCUACCAUGCAGCAGCGUUAUCCCACUGCCUAUGGAGAGAGGAUGUCCCCCAACCAGCUCUGCAAUGUUCCGAAUUCCUCCCUCCUGGGUCACCCAUUCCCCCACAGCGUCUCUCCUGUUCUCACACACCUGCAGAGAGCCCAGCUACUCGGAGGAGCCCAGGCUGGCCGAAUGUCCCCCAGCCAGUUUGCCCGGGUGUCGGGGCUGGUGGGGAGCCCGCUGCCCUCCGUGAAUCCCAAGCUGCUGCAGGGCAGAGUUGGGCAGAUGAUGUCCCCGGCCGGAGGGUUCCGUGCCUUUUUCGGGGCUCCCCCUGCCCCGCCCCCCUCGCAGCUGCCGCACCCUCCGGGCCCCGGAUCCCACCUGCAGAACCUGAGGCCGCAGCCCCACAUGUUCCGGCCGGACACGACCCAUCUGCACCCGCAGCACCGCCGGCUCCUGCACCAGCGGCAGCAGAACCGCAACCAGCACCGGAGCCUCAACGGCUCUGGGGGGGACCGAGGGGGCCACCGGAGCAGCCAUCAGGAGCAGAUCCGUAAGGAUCCCUAUGCCAACCUCAUGUUGCAGCGGGAAAAGGACUGGGUGUCCAAGAUCCAGAUGAUGCAGCUGCAGAGCACUGAUCCCUACCUGGAUGAUUAUUAUUAUCAGAAUUACUUCCAGAAGCUGGAGAAAUUAGCAGCUGCCGAGGAAGUGCACGGGGAUGGUCCCAAGAAGGAGCGCACUAAACUCAUCACCCCUCAGGUGGCCAAGCUGGAACACACCUACAAGCCAGUGCAGUUUGAGGGCUCGCUGGGAAAACUCACCGUCUCCAGUGUCAACAACCCCCGGAAGAUGAUCGACGCCGUGGUGACAUCCCGCAGCGAGGAUGAUGAGACGAAGGAGAAGCAGGUCCGGGAUAAGAGGCGACAGACCCUCGUCACCAUUGAGAAGACGUACAGCCUCCUCCUGGACGUGGAGGACUACGAGCGCCGCUACCUCCUGAGCCUGGAAGGGGAGCGGCCAGCCCUGAUGGGAGAGAGGAAGCAGAAGAUCUGUGACAUGUAUGACAAUCUGAGGGGAAAAGCACCUGGGCAGGACAGGCCGAGUGAUGACCACUUCAUGCAGAUCAUGUGCAUCCGGAAAGGAAAGCGCCUGGUGGCUCGGAUCCUUCCCUUCCUGUCUCCAGAGCAAGCGGCCGACGUGCUCAUGGCCACGGCCAGGAACCUGCCCUUCCUCAUCAAGAAGGAUGCUCAGGAUGAGGUGCUUCCCUGCCUCCUGAGGCCCUUUUCCCACGUCCUCUACCACCUUCCCUUGGGAACAGUCACCAGCCUUGUGCAGCAGCUCACGAACCUACCUCAGAGCGCCUCCGCUCCCACCAACCUGCACCUCACUGCUGUGCUCCAAAACAAGUUCGGUCUGUCCCUGCUGUACCUGGUCCUGAGCCGAGGGGAGGAAUUGCAAAGCUCGGACACGAACGCAGAGCUGAUGCAGGACAACCAAUGGACGGAGCUGAUGCUGAUGGCGACCCGGGAGCUCCUGCGGAUCCCUCAGGGAGCCCUGGCAAAGCCUGUGUCCAUCCCCUCCAACUUGAUCUCCCUCUUCUCUCGCUACGUUGACCAGCAGAAGCUGAACCUGCUGGAGACGAAAUUGCACUUAGUGCAGGGGAUCCGGUAGAUCUCCGUGGCUCCUUGCCACCACCAGAAUGUUCCAGAGGAAGGAUGGAAGGAAGGAAGGAAGGAAGGAUGGAUGGAGGGCACACGGUUCACCCCACGCCUCCCCCGACACCCGGCCUGGCACAUGGGGCACAUCUGCCCCCCAGUACCUGGAUCAGCAGGAAGAGGGGGAUGUUUGGCUGCUCCCCACAAAGUGCUGCCUUUCUCUGCUGCUCCCAAUUUCCCCCUCUGCACCCGCAAAAACUGCUGCUUCGCCCCCAGA